AUGCGCAUCCCUGUUUGCCUCGCUCUCCGCCUGCUGCAGUACCGCGCCCGCCAGAAGCGCCUGGUGGCCAACAGCUCCAAGAGCAAGCACGACCGCAGCCGCGUGCUGCGGGAGGUGGAGGAGGCGCUCAAGAGGUGCAAGGAGCUGUUCCCCGAGGACGGCCGCUCGUACGUCAGCCUGGGCAAGCUGUACGUGCAGCAGAGGCGGUACGACGAGGCGCUGGCGCUGUACGAGGAGGGCUGCACCGCCACGGGCGGUACCAACGCUCACCUGUGGGCCGCCUGGGCCUACCUGGCAGCCAAGCUGAACAAUGUGGGGCUGGCGCGCAAGCUGUAUGACGCCGCCAUUGUGGCCAACCCGCAGCACGCCGCCGCCUGGCACGGCUGGGGCCUGCUGGAGAAGGAUCAGGGCAACUACCUGAGGGCGCGCGACCUGUGGCUCAAGGGCAUCCAGUCGCUGCGGGCCAACCCCAACCCAUACCUGUAUCAGAGCCUGGCGGUCCUGGCCGCUGAGAUGGACUGUGUGGAGGAGGCGCGCAAGUGGUUCCGGGAGGGCACCCGCACCGUCAAGGGGCGUGCCAGCCACGCGCUGUGGCAGGCGUGGGCGCUGAUGGAGCAGAAGCAGGGGGACAGGGACCUGGUGCGCGCGCUGCUCAAGCGCGGGCUGGAAGUCAGCCCUCGGUCGCGCUACACCCACCUGUCGUGGGCGCUGUGGGAGAAGGAGGAGGGCAACGUGGAGGAGGCUCGGCGGCUGUUCAAGCGCGGGUCGGAGCUCAACCCGAGGGACGCCGCCAUCCUGCAGGCCUGGGCGCGGAUGGAGGAGGAGCAGGGGGAGGCGGAGGAGGCGCGGCGGCUGUUCAAGCGCGCCAGCCGCGUGGACCCAAAGCACCUGUACGUGUGGCAGGCCUGGGGGUGCCUGGAGUACCGCCAGCACAACUACGACACAGCGCGCGAGCUGUUCCAGCAGGGCAUCUGGGCGGCGCCGCCGCGCGACCCCUCCGUCUCCCUCGUCUUCCAGGCCUGGGCCAUGCUGGAGCGGGACGCGGGCAACACGCAGCUGGCGCGCGAGCUGCUCAAGUGCGCCGUCAAGGCCGACCCGCGCAGCGAGCCGUCGUGGCUGGUGUGGGCUGAGAUGGAGGAGGACCUCGGGUUCCUGGAGCGCGCGGCCGAGCUGCGCUCCUUCAACAUGCACGAGCGGGUGCAGGUGGUCAAGCCCACCAACUUUGCCACGACCGGCGCUGGCGGCAAGGUGGGCGGCCUGCUGGCCCCCGUGUUCCAGCAGAUUGCGCGCUGGUUCCAGCGGUACGAGGAGGAGCGCGAGCGGCAGGAGCCGGAGCUGCCCGAGCUGCUGGCGGUGGAGGUGGCGGCGGACCGCGCCCGCGCGGCGGCGCGGGCCGGCGACGGCCGCCAGCGCUGA
Messenger RNA from Chlorella variabilis, 1416 nucleotides. RefSeq lists its product as hypothetical. The coding region runs from base 1 to 1416 and encodes 471 amino acids. Gene Ontology annotation, biological process: regulation of translation; mRNA processing. NCBI's taxonomy places the organism in Eukaryota, Viridiplantae, Chlorophyta, Trebouxiophyceae, Chlorellales, Chlorellaceae. The transcript is spliced from 8 exons. Gene Ontology annotation, molecular function: mRNA binding; single-stranded RNA binding; protein binding. The record is from RefSeq and is a predicted model, not a curated record.